Phalaenopsis equestris is the source of this 980-nucleotide messenger RNA. RefSeq names its product transcription factor MYBS3-like. Gene Ontology annotation, biological process: response to gibberellin; response to auxin; response to ethylene. The record is from RefSeq and is a predicted model, not a curated record. Bases 101 to 661 code for a protein of 186 amino acids. Lineage: Eukaryota; Viridiplantae; Streptophyta; Magnoliopsida; Asparagales; Orchidaceae. Gene Ontology annotation, molecular function: zinc ion binding; DNA binding. The transcript is spliced from 3 exons.
CAACAUCCAAAAUGUGCUAAACGUGAUAACCCCAGCCUUCCAUUACUUUUAAUUAUAACUCUCCAUAAGUGAUCAAGAAGCAGCAAGAGGUAAGACGAAGAUGGCAAGGAAGUGCUCUCAUUGUGGGAACAACGGGCACAACUCCAGGACUUGCAGUAGUUCAAACAAUAAGUCUGGUGGAGGGCUGAGAUUAUUCGGAGUUCAGCUUCAAAUAGCUUCUUCUUCUUCACCCGUGAAGAAGAGCUUUAGCCAGGAUUGCUUGUCUGCGUCUUGCUACACGCCUUCCAAUUCUCCUUCUACCUCAUCAUGCUCGACUUCUCUGGUUUGCAUCGUUGAAGCAGCUCGAAAGGUGUCCAAUGGAUAUCUCUCUGCUUGUCUCAGAACGCAAGAAAGGAAGAAAGGAGUCCCAUGGACUGAGGAAGAACACAGAGCGUUUCUUGCUGGGUUGCAUAAGCUUGGAAAAGGCGACUGGCGAGGCAUAUCGCGCAACUUUGUCGCUACAAGAACGCCAACCCAAGUGGCCAGCCAUGCCCAAAAGUAUUUUCUGAGGAAGAACAGUCUUAACAAGAAGAAUCGUCGUUCCAGCCUCUUUGAUGAGGUUCGAAGCUGUGAAAGGCAAGCUCAUGUCAGUGAAUUUCUGAAGAGCAAUGACUACUUUUAAAAAAAAGAUGCACAUGAAAUUAGUUUGAAUAACAAGCAAUGCAACCUGCAUCUAUCUCAAUUCUCCAGCAUCAGAGGACAGGUUUGAACUACUACAAAGUUCACAUCUUGUUCCUGAAAUUGUUCUCAAAAUAUCCUCAAGUUCUUACUUGAUGGGAAAUUAACAUAUAAUAGUAUAGCAUAGACUUUCUCUGAAUGACUUCAUAGAGAAGAAAGUGCAGUGAAGACGCUGAUUGCUAGAAGGGUUGUGACUUUUUUUUUUGUAGAUUUGUAUGUCUAAGUACUGCAACAUGUUUGAUUUUCUAAGAGUUAAUGCUUAA